Arabidopsis arenosa is the source of this 1343-nucleotide messenger RNA. The record is from the annotation of a GenBank genome assembly. Lineage: Eukaryota; Viridiplantae; Streptophyta; Magnoliopsida; Brassicales; Brassicaceae.
AUACUUCUGAGUGAGAGAGAGAGAGAGAAAGAACAAAACUUAGAAAGCAGAGAAGAGUUAAGUGUUAGAGAGAGAGAUCAGAGAUGUGUAGCAACAAAACAAGUCCGGUCGUCGGAGAAGAAAAACAGAGUACGCGAACAUCAAAGAGGAUCAAGAAGAGAAAAAACAGAGAAGCUACCAUCACCAUGGAGGAAAAGUCUCCUUCCAAUCUUGACGCGUCUCGUAAGAUCAGAACAAAAACGAAAAAACCCAAAUUUCUCAGUCUCAAGCUCGAACUCAACACUUCUCACGAGAUCAACGAGAAUUCCAGAACCAAGAAGAGCAAGAAGAAGAAGAAUAAAAAACAGAGCAAGAAGAAAGAACCUGAUACGACGCUGUUUAAGGAGAAAAAGAGAGCAGAGACUACUCUUGGAGGAGGAGAGAAAGAAGAAGAGCAAUACGACACCGUCGCAGCUUACCUCUUCAAUUCCGCCACCGACAGUACAAUUUCUUCGAUCCACGAUCUCCUCCCUUCCUCCGCCGCCACCGAUGUAGAUUGCGGCGGAGAAAGGAAUAAUCUCUCUCCGUACGAUCGUCAAGAGCACGGAUCGUCGUCUUCUUCGCUGUUACGGACGGCGAUGAGGAAAGGAGCGAGCGAGGAGGAGGAGACGACGGAGGAGCGGUGGGUGAGUUAUUCAGAGGUUGUGGAAGAAGUGAUGAGUCGGAGCGGAACUCCACGGUGUUGCGGAGGCGAUGGAAACGAUGGACGACCCUCGUUGGCUUUGAAGCUUGAUUACGAGCAGAUCAUGGAAGCUUGGUCGGAUAAAGGUACGCUUUAUGUCGACGGAGAACCGCCGCAGACGGUGCCGGACUUGCAUGCUUCCACUGAUGGGUUUACCGAUGGCGGAGAGGCGGGUAGUUUAUGGGCAGUGCCGGAGAUGGAAACGACGGAGAGAUUAUGGAGAGGGCAUAGAGAAGCCAGCUUGCUUCGGUAUAAAGAGAAACGGCAAAACCGUCUUUUCUCUAAGCGGAUUCGAUAUCAAGUUCGUAAACUCAACGCUGAGAAACGUCCUCGUGUUAAAGGCCGGUUUGUGAAGAGAGACGAUUCAUAAACCACCUAAGUGACGGGUGUUUGCCUGUUUGGUAUCAUAUGAUAUUGUUAUUUUGUAACUUUUUGAGAAGUUAGAGCUCAACCGGAGCAUACCGAGAUUUGAGGAUGAUAUUGGUCUGUAUAGGGGUCUUGACCAGCUCGGUUAUGCAAAAUUUUCGGUUUUGUUUGGCUGCAUUAGUUCUCUUAUUAGAAAAGUUAGCUAAUUUGUACCAAAUCAUCUGAACAAUAAUGAUAAUAAAAAUGGAUGUUAAUG